Nothobranchius furzeri (turquoise killifish) is the source of this 2938-nucleotide messenger RNA. RefSeq names its product A kinase (PRKA) anchor protein 8-like (gene akap8l). The record is from RefSeq and is a predicted model, not a curated record. NCBI's taxonomy places the organism in Eukaryota, Metazoa, Chordata, Actinopteri, Cyprinodontiformes, Nothobranchiidae. Gene Ontology annotation, molecular function: DNA binding. Gene Ontology annotation, cellular component: nucleus.
CGUACUUCCGUAAUUGGGGCGGUUUUGACGACAAGGCUGCUUUCUCGGUAAAACACCCAGCGGGUUAUCUUCCAAUAGCUUUAGCUGCGCCGUGUCGUGUAUUAAGCAGUCGCUUCUUUUAGUGUUCUUUUCUGAGCGGUUUAUAGACGUAUAAUGGACAACAGAGGCUAUGGUUCUGGUUAUUCCAGUUGGGGAGUUGGUGGUUCAGGCAACAGAGGUUCUGGUGGCUAUGAUAUGUAUGGAGGAGGUUAUAAAGAGUCUGGACUUGGAGGCUAUGGAGGAGGAGGAGGUGGUGGCGGUAUGAAGCGAGGGCACUCUGGAGGCUCUCUGCUCUCAUCCACGGGCACGCACGCAGAUGCUGUCAUUGCCAAGAUCAACCAGCGUCUGGACUUGCUCACUCAGAUGGAAGGGGGGUUUAAGGGCCCACGUGGUGACAGGUUUGACCAGUACGAGUCAUUCGACUCGCGCAGCUCUGCUCUCUCCUCCCGAGAUCUCUACAGAUCUGGCGGCGAUAGCUAUGGUUUUGGGGAUGGCCAUGGGGACAGCAUGCUGUUGAGUCAGCGCGGAGGCUCAGGCUUCGGAGGGGGAAUUGGGCUAGGGGGAGGAGGAGGCUUUGACGGCCCAUCCUCUUCCUAUGGAGUCGCAAAAAUGCGACCGAAUAUGAGAGAGUCCUUCGGCAGUGCCCAGGGAGGAGGCUCUGGAGGUGGAGGAUGGGCUGGAGCAGGCCGACGUUCCCCCAGAAGGGGUGGAAGUCCUGGUGGUCGAGGAGCUGGAGGAGGGUUUGGAAGCCGCAGGUCUGACCCCACUUCAUUAGGUGGAGGUUUGCGGGGAAGUGGCAGCGGUGGCCUUUCCCACCGUGGAGGUGGUAGAGGCAAGCUCCCAUCCCUCCUGUCCAACCGCAUGUACCCUGAGAGUGUGGGUUUCCAGGGUUCUUCUCCAGGGCCUCAAGACUUCUCUGGGAGGCAUAUUGGAGGGGGGCCACGGGGUGGCCGCCAGCGAGGCCGCAAGAGACCCCUCAACAAACAGGUAAAACCACCGCAGAACGUUCAGAAGAAGAGAAAACAGACUCCAUCCACAGCUGAUGAGCCAGAGUCAAAGAUGAAUAAGACGGAGGGCGAAGGAGCAGAGGAAACAAAAGAAGAACCUAAUAAAAAUGGUGACGAUAAACCAGAGACCGUCUCUGAGGAUGCAAAAGCUGCAGAAGCAGGGAAUGAUGCUGAAACCAAACAGGAGGAAAAGAAAAAGGCUCAGGGAAAACAGACUCCAAACCAAGGUCAGGAGAAGCCGACAAAAACCAGAAAGAGGAGGGGGGGGUUCCUUGAAAGGAUGAUGUUUGCAUGCUCUGUUUGCAAGUUUCGGUCAUUCUACAAAGAAGACAUGGAAGCUCAUCUUGAAAGUCGCUUUCACAAAGACCAUUUCAAGUUCCUUACCAGCCAGCUGUCCAAGCCCACCACAGACUUCCUGCAGGAGUAUUUGCAGAACAAGUUUAAGAAGACCGCAGAGAGGAUUGGCUACUUGGAAAACCACAGCGCUGCCAUCUGCCAGACGUACAAAGACAUGGACCUCACCAGGGAGUUUGGCAUGGAGCACUUCAUGAGGAAGGUGGAUGCAGCUUAUUGUGCCGCGUGUGACAUUUACAUUCCCAUGCAGCCCCACCUGAUUCAGAAACACGUCAAAUCUUCUGAUCACAACUACAACAGGAAGGGUAUGAUGGAGCAGUCCAAGCGAGGCAGUCUGUCCGUUGCUCGUAGCAUCCUGAACCAUAAACUCAUUGGCAAGAAGCUGGAGAGCUACCUUAAGGGUGAAAACCCAUUCACUGGUAACCAGGAUGACCAGGAUCCAGAUGACUCGAUGGCGAUGGACGUGUCUCUGGAUCUGACUGGUGAGAAGGCAACCAGCCAGACGGAGAUGACCCAGUCCAACGAUGAGCCUGGGCAGGAGGAAGAGGCAGGCAAAAACGUGACAAAGGAGGAAGGAGCAGAUACAGCAGUGACAGAAACAGGAGCAGAAGUAGAACAAGGUGGGGCAGCAGCAGAUGAAGCAGAAGCAGUAGAAGCUGUGGAAGAGGAGGAAAAGAUGGAAGAGGAGCAACAGCUGCAAGAAAACCAGGAAGAACAGGAGAACCAGGAGGCGGAAGAAGGUUAUGGAGUUGAAAAAGACGAAGAGGAGGAGGAAGGAUACGUGGUAUAUGAUGAGGCUGAUGAGGAGGGAGUAAAGGCUGACCAGCAGGAGGAGGGAGCUUUUGCUUUAGAGGAGGAUCAAGAAUAAUUGAUGCCCUUUUCUUUAACCUGUUGGUGGCCAUCCUCCCUCUUUAUUGAGUUUUAUUAAACUGCUUGGAAAAUUAAGUGUACAUACAUGCUACUUCAUUAUUUAAAUAUGUGCUUAUGUCAUUUUUUUCCCUUUUUCAGUUAAGCGUGGUCUGAUGUUUAUUUUUUCAUGCUAGGAUUACAAUAAAAAACAAUUUAAAAACUCAGAAGUCACAUCAGUUUUUAUGCAUGAUUGUCAACCAAAUAUUUUUGAGGAAGUUGAUUUGUCUGACCUUUCCUUAAUUGGAUUAUUAGUUUCCUAUGCUUUCUCUGCUAUUAAUGGCACACAUGUUAGAUUAAUAUUAUUGUUUAAAUCUUAGAAGGUAAAACCAAUAUUUCUGAAGAUAUCUGAUUUUCACCCUAAAUGUUUUUUGUGGUCUUUGUGAUACUUUUUUUUUUAAGAUCCUGAAUAUCAAGUACUAUGUUAAAGCACCAUUUUCUCCUUGUGACAACGGCAAACAUUUGGCAUACUGAAGAUGAAAACUGGGAAAGACAGCUUUUCCAAAGUGGUUGAAAUUUACAACGUGAACUUUUUAAACUUGUAGUUUGAGGCCUGGCUAUAAAAAUGUAUGGAAUGUUAUGAAUAGUCAUGUAACAAUAGUUUCAUUCAAGAAAUAAAAUGGACAAAUAAA